AUGGCCUCUUUGAUGAUGGCCAGGGUCGACGGAGUGUCCGAGAGAAAACGGGCUCGUCCACGCGAGUACUCGGCGACCAGACGAGUUCCCAACAACACUGACGUGUGCCUUAGACGAGCAGUUUGCUCACCGGCGCCAGGUGAUGCUGUAGGUUCUGAGACAGACGCCUUCGCGACGGAAGCCGACUCGACGAGGCUGGGCCGUUCUGGCGUCUCGGGGAUACACUUGCUCAGCCAAAAGUGCAUCUCGCUGAGGGAGAAUUGCCCCAGCAAGAUGAGGCUGUUCUCGAGGCUGGAGGAGUACAGAGGACGGGGCAUUGGGGGAGGCCAUGUUAUGUGUGUGAACAAGACAGUAACCCUACGCCGUACAAAUCGUAGACACAAAGUCCGAAACCAUGUCACCUUAGGCCAGGACGUGUAG
Messenger RNA from Protopolystoma xenopodis, 420 nucleotides. NCBI's taxonomy places the organism in Eukaryota, Metazoa, Platyhelminthes, Monogenea, Polystomatidea, Polystomatidae. The record is from the annotation of a GenBank genome assembly.